Molecule: messenger RNA, 2033 nt
Organism: Oryza sativa Japonica Group (Japanese rice)
Lineage: Eukaryota; Viridiplantae; Streptophyta; Magnoliopsida; Poales; Poaceae
Product: alkane hydroxylase MAH1
Molecular function (GO): heme binding; oxidoreductase activity, acting on paired donors, with incorporation or reduction of molecular oxygen; iron ion binding
Source: RefSeq, a predicted model, not a curated record
CUCCCUUUCACCUAAUGACCUAAACCCAAACCCUCCACAAUUUUUAUCAUCUAUAUAACCACACGAAACUCCAUCCAUGGCGGCGAGCGAGCUCACAAGUCCACAGAGACACACCUCACCAGCUUGAUCAAGAGCUAGCCAAGCCAAAUGGAGCUCCUGCCAUGGCUUCUCGGCUUCGUGGUCAAGUACCCGGAGAUCAUGGCGUCCGCCGCUUGCUUCUUGCUGCUCUUCUGCAGGUUUAGGAGGAGGAGCAAGCGGAUUCCGACGAACUGGCCGGUGGUCGGCGCGCUCCCGGCGAUCGUGGCGAACGCCGGGCGCGUCCACGACUGGGUGACGGAGUUCCUUCGCGCGGCGGCGAUGUCGCACGUCGUCGAGGGACCGUGGGGCUCGCCGGGGGACGUGCUCAUCACCGCCGACCCGGCGAACGUGGCGCACAUGUUCACGGCGAACUUCGGCAACUACCCCAAGGGGGAGGAGUUCGCCGCCAUGUUCGACGUGCUCGGCGGCGGCAUCUUCAACGCCGACGGCGAGUCGUGGUCGUUCCAGCGGCGGAAGGCGCACGCGCUGCUGUCGGACGCGCGGUUCCGCGCCGCCGUGGCGGCGAGCACGUCGCGGAAGCUCGGCGGCGGGCUCGUGCCGCUGCUCGACGGGGUCGCCGCGUCGGGCGCCGCCGUGGACCUGCAGGACGUGUUCAUGCGCCUCACGUUCGACCUCACGGCGAUGUUCGUGUUCGGCGUCGACCCCGGCUGCCUCGCCGCCGACUUCCCCACCGUCCCCUUCGCCGCGGCCAUGGACGACGCCGAGGAGGUGCUCUUCUACCGCCACGUUGCGCCCGUGCCAUGGCUAAGGCUCCAGAGCUACCUCAAGAUCGGGCACUACAAGAAGAUGGCCAAGGCUCGGGAGGUGCUCGACGCGUCCAUCGCCGAGCUCAUCGCUCUCCGGCGAGAGCGCAAGGCGGCCGACGCCAACGCCACCGGCGACGCCGACCUGCUCACGGCGUACCUGGCAUGCCAGGACGAGAUCGGCAUGGACGGCGCCGCGUUUGACGCGUUCCUGCGCGACACGACGCUGAACCUCAUGGUCGCCGGCCGCGACACGACGAGCUCGGCCCUGACAUGGUUCUUCUGGCUGCUCUCCAACCACCCCGGCGUCGAGGCCAGGAUCCUCGCCGAGCUCCGCGCGCACCCGCCGUCACCCACCGGCGCCGAGCUGAAGCGGCUGGUCUACCUGCACGCGGCGCUGUCGGAGUCGCUCCGGCUGUACCCGCCGGUGCCGUUCGAGCACAAGGCGGCGGCGAGGCCGGACACGCUGCCGAGCGGCGCCGCCGUGGGGCCGACGCGGCGGGUGAUCGUGUCGCUCUACUCCAUGGGGAGGAUGGAGGCGGUGUGGGGGAAGGGCUGCGAGGAGUUCAGGCCGGAGCGGUGGCUGACGCCGGCGGGGAGGUUCCGGCACGAGCGCUCGUGCAAGUUCGCCGCGUUCAACGUCGGCCCGCGCACGUGCCUCGGCCGCGACCUCGCGUUCGCGCAGAUGAAGGCCGUCGUCGCCGCCGUCGUGCCGCGGUUCCGUGUCGCCGCCGCCGCGGCGCCGCCGCGGCCCAAGCUGUCCAUCAUCCUCCACAUGAGGGAUGGACUGAAGGUGAAGGUGCACAGGAGACAAGAGGAUUGAACCAACUUCCUUUGGACACUUUGGAACGAACCAUACAGUUCGAGGUUUCGUAUUGAUAUAGCAGAAAAACAUUGUUUGGUUUCAUAUUGAUAUAGCAGAAAAAAUAUUGUUUAGAUAUGGGUGCUCUGCAAUCUACAAGAGCUAUUAGGGCAUACAUGCACUGAUGAUACUGUGCUCCAUUGAUUAAUUAAUUCGUGUAUGCUAAUUAAUACAGGUGGUGAUCGAUGGUACAUUACGUUAUAUAUAGGGGAAUAAGAGACAUUAGUCACAGUGAUUAUAAAUUUACAUGGUUAGUUGAGCGAGUGGUCUGUGAUCUGAUGUGAUGUACAUAAAUUCUAUUUUAAAUUUAAAGGAAUUUUACACAUGAA